Penicillium mononematosum is the source of this 228-nucleotide messenger RNA. RefSeq lists its product as uncharacterized. The transcript has a single exon. Lineage: Eukaryota; Fungi; Ascomycota; Eurotiomycetes; Eurotiales; Aspergillaceae. Bases 1 to 228 code for a protein of 75 amino acids. The record is from RefSeq and is a predicted model, not a curated record.
AUGUCCGAACAUAUUGAUACACAAGAUUCUACGCCUAAAAUAAGCAAGUCACAGUCUUCCUCCGAAGAUCUCAACGCCACCCAGGAAAAGUCACAUCCUUCACCUCUCCAGCGCUUGAAGAAACGAUGGAAGGAGAUAAAAAAGGAGUGGGGGCCUCUCAUGGCGGCCAAAGAGGACUGGGAUGACGAGUAUACUUUCCCACCCGGCCGUUACUCUGGGCAAAGAUAG